Messenger RNA from Cinara cedri, 7785 nucleotides. The record is from the annotation of a GenBank genome assembly. NCBI's taxonomy places the organism in Eukaryota, Metazoa, Arthropoda, Insecta, Hemiptera, Aphididae.
AUGAGCAACCGGCCGUUGGACAUCGUCGCCCUGCUGUACUCCGCGUCAAUGGCCAUAUCGCGGUUUUCCCAGGACAACCUGCUCUUGCAAAAGGCGUGCAACUCGUCGGUGCCGUUCGGCGAUUGCGCGAUCGGCGAGGCGAACGUCCAGCACGUGGUUUCCAAGAUCAACUCGUGGAAACCAAUCAUCUUUUACGCUACCCCGAUAAUGAUGAUCGUGUUCGCGGGUGAGACCCUAUCGCGGGCCUAUCGAUUUCUCCCGUAUCACCGGACGAUACGUUACCCGAUUCUGAAGGGGGAGGGAGAGAGCCGAAUUUCAAACCGACGGGAAUAACGGGCGUCCGAUUUCUUAGUUAGUAAAUCAUGGGUAACAGUGCAUAUAGUGAAAAUCCUAAGGGGGAGGGGGAUCCAUCGGACCCUUCCCCACCACCGAUAUCCGCCACUGAUUAUGCCGAUAAAACAUCGAUUACACCGCUGACGGAUAGUCUAAAAACGAUCGAUUCCAGUUGUACAUCCUUGACUAUAUUAAAUUUUUAAAAAAAAAUACUAUGUAUCUAAAAUUCUUCUUAUACGUAUAUAGAUUUAUAUAAUUUUUAUUUGGUAGGUACAAUGUGGAUAAAAUUGUUCAACCAAACCGUAAUGCUUGAAAAUUUAACAGGAGGUUCUUUUUACGUUACAUACUUAUUACUUAGUUAUCGAAAAAAAAGCUUGUAGAAUAGUAAUUUUUUUAAAUUCUGAGUGUAGUAAAGAAUGUAUUGGUUUUACAAAGAUGUUUAUUUUUUUUUUCAUGUGAACACUUUUUCUACCAGCAAGUAUAGCACCUUUUCUAAAAGAAAAUUUUAUCUACAUGGCACUUUAGAGUUCAUUUUUCGGUUUUCAUAAUAUUUCGGAAAAUCAGGAAAAUUUACAAAAAUAAUGCAUUUUAGCUUAAAUAAAUAAAACAAUUCAGCUUAAAAUAUUCGUAGUGACUUAAAAUUUGAACAGAAAAUUUAUAUUUGUCUUUUCUCAACGUGGUAAAACUGUUAAAACAUUUGAGCCAUUUUUGAGCUUUUUAUAGACAUUUUAAUUUUGUAAGUAAUUUGUAUUUGUUAGGUAGGUACUCUCUGGAUAAAAUUGUUAGACUAAACAGAAAUGCUUGAAAACUGAACAAGAGAUUCAUUGGAAAUCGUACUUUGCGCUCAAAAUAAAAAAAAAUGAGUUGAAUUUUUUUUCAUAUAAGAAUUUAAGUAUCAAAUUUGACAAACAAUUAAUCUAGUUACUUAUCCAUACAAAUUAUUUCAAUAUAUAUUUAUUUUACUAAAAUAUUGCAUAUAUACAUUAUCAAAAAACUAAUACCAUUACCUCUCCACACAGAAUUGUUUCUCAGUAAUAAUGAUUUAUCUUUGCUUACAGAUAUACGUUAAAUUCCUCUCUAUAUACUCUAUAUACCUUUCCAACUUCUCAUCUACAACAGUGGAUCACCCAUCGUGCAAAGUAUAUUCGUCAAUUUUAUAACUGUUUUAAGAACAAAUUUUGAAGUAAAUCCUAAAUAUUACGGCCUUUUAAAAAAUAUAUAAAUGAACUUGGCUCAAAAUCAUUUUUUGUUCGUAAUGGUUUAUCCUUCCUCACAGAUAAAAAUAAAAUAAAUAAAUUUUUACUAUUUUGAUAUCUACAUUUUUAUUCGUAUUUGUUUUUUCGUUGGCCCGUGUAAACGCGUUGAUAACGAAAACAGUUUGACCCUCGACCGGUAAACGGCUGCCGGUGGUAGGAGGGUACUCAAUCGUAUAAAUACGUACGUGUGAAUGCAGGUGCACGCGAUCGAGUGACGACAAAUGCAAAAAUUUUACUUGAAAGGCUUUUUACUUUAUCGGAAAUGUAGGUAUAUUUAUACGUUAAAAUAUUAUGGCUCACCCGGUCAGUUUUCAAAAAAAAAAAAAUUAUUAUUAUUAUAUUUUUGUGUACUCGUGCUAACGUAAACAUAUUAUGGUUAAUUAGAAAAUCUAUAACCAACAGUGUUCUGGACUGAUUGCAUUAAAACUGUUAAAAGUAUGCAUGCGCAUCAUGCACCAAUAAAUAAUAAUGAAAGUAUGCGCGAACAUAGGCAACUAAAUUUCAUAUAAUAUGUAAUCAAAACAGAAAAAGGAAAGAAAACAGGAUUUAUUACAUUUUUAUAUUUGCUUCAAAUUUACAUUAAAUCGUUUGUGCUUUUUACUAGAAUUAUUAUCACGAAUUUGAUUUGAAUUGCUUUCAUUUUUUUUAUAUAAAUGUAUUUAUAGAUUAUUCACAUCUACAAGGUUUAAGUACGUUUUAUCAGUCGUUUGCAUAUGUAAUUUAUAAUAUUUUAUUAUUUUUCGUAUUUAAUUAUAAACUUAAUACAAUAAUAACGACAAAAUAAAGAAAUAUGCCAAAAAAUAACCAAUUAUAAAUCGCCUAAAAAACAGCUCAAUAUAUGCAACAUAAACGUCUAAUAAUAAAGAUUUUGUAUAAUAUGUCUCGAAACAAAAUGUAUAUCUUGAUUUAAAUGUAACACAGCCUUUAUUUUAAUGAGUAUGAAAAUGCUAAAAGCCCGGAACCCUAUAAAAUCAAAUACGUAUAUGUUAAUCAUUAUAUUAAUAAUAUUGAUAAUCAAGGUUCAAGAGUUUGCUUAUAUUAAGAUGAUGUAUCAGUUUACGAUGAAGUGUAUGUGUUUUUUGUUUGUAUCUUUAAAUAAAUUUUUAACCAGAAAUCUUGUUCCAAUUGAAACCUUAAUAGUAACUUUCUUGUAGAAUUUUUAAUUCAGAUGGUGCAUUAAGAAAGUAGUUUUUUUUACUUUUCUUGUAAUUUUCAUUAAAUGAGGAAGACUAGCAAUUGUUUGUACUAUUUCAAUCGUUUUCUGGAUUAUCUUAGCAACAAGGGGAAAAAUACAACUAAAUGUUUUAAAAAAAAAAUGUUGACUAAAUCAUAUAAAUUACGGUCUUUCAAAAACUUAUUAAGUUUUUUUGAUGAUUAAUUUUAAGUACUACAAGUCCUUAAUAAUGAUUAAUCAUAACAGUAAUUCAUUCUUCGUAGUUAUAAUGUAUAAUAAUAUAUCAUCAUAAAUGUAUUAUAAGUAUCAAUAUAUUCAUAAUAUCGAUAUAUUACGAAUUUUAAACGUACCCAAUCAAUAAUAAUAAGUUUGAAUAAAAUACUAUUCGAAUCAACACACAUCAGCGAUGUUAUUAUAUUAUAAAACCUAGUUCAUCACAGUGAUUUGCGAUCAAUAUAAUUACAAUACGAUUACCUACGGUUGUUCAAUAUUAAUUAUACCUAUGUAAGAUUAGAACAAUAUUAUGAAUUAUGAUAAUAGUAUUAAUAUAGCACCGUGUGAGAUGUGACGAUUCGAAAAAGCAUUUUCUAUCAAGCAUAUAUCCGAAAACUAUACUUUUUUUUUUUUUUCGUACGCUUAACUAUCAUCUUUAUCAUUAUUAUAAUAAUAGAACAUAUACCAUCUCAAUUAAUUUAUAUUUCAGACAAUUAACAUAACGGCUAUACACUCUACAGCCGUUGUUUUAAUACAUUAUAGUACCUACAAUUAAUACUUCAUGUAUAAUUAAUUAUUAUAAAACCACCUUAUUAAAUAAAUUGUUUAUUUGCGUCAACAUUAACGAACAUAAUAUUAUAUUAUAUUGGACAUUGGAGAUCAUUUUCAUUUCGUGUGCUGGCUACUUUAUACACUUAUACACUUAACUUGGCUUAUUUACAGACCUUUCCGGUUGGACCCAAGCGCAUUUACAUAUAAAUACGCAAUUUGUCACGGGUUUUCAUCGACCAGAUUUUAGGAGUAGGUUUACACUUAGGACAUUAACUCCUUUCUCUCUAUAUAAUAUAUACAGUGUAAUCCACUAAUUGUGGAACACCUCAUUUUUUUUGGUUAAAUUUUGCAUAUUAUAUUCAAAUUUUGAUUUUUGGAAUUUUUAAGUGUAUUUUAAAGCCGAUAGUUUUGAAUACUUCGAUUUUUCAUAACAUUCAAGGAAUCUCAUGUGGUAUACCAACUUUGGUUUUUCAAUGAGAACUUAUAUUAAAAAUUCCAUAAAUGAAUGGAGUAGGUAAUACUUUAAAUACAUUAUGGUGUAAAUAUUUUUGAUUUCCGUCAACUCGUUGACCAUUUGCUUUAUCUGAACUAAAUGGUGGUGACUAGGUAGUAGGUUUAAGUACCAACUUAUUGGUCCGGAUAAGUUAUGUUUCGUAAAAUUUUAAAAACUCCUAAAUCUUUUAAAACUAUCUCCAAUAUGAUCUGUAAAUACGCAGCCCGGUGCCAAUUUUCCAAAUUUGGUAACAUUUUGUAAAAUGUUAAUGUUAUUUUUAAAGACUUAAACAGCCACCUUAAUGAUAACUUGUCCAAUAAUUUACUUACUCAAUACCCAUUUAAACAGGGCCUUAUUUAGGAUAUAUUUACCCCUUGGCUAUCCUAUGGUGGUAGCCUUACUACGAUUACAGUGACAUAUUUAAUUCCGAUUGACCUUUUUUUUUUUUUUGUUUAUUAGCUCUUUUAGUGAGAGCUCCAAAACUGCAGCCCAUGGAGCUUACGCUUAAAUACAGCCUUGCAUUUAGAGAAAGGAAUACAGUAUGACCGUAUUUACGAACAAAUAUGACAAUUAUAUAAUAUUAUAUAAUAGGUAAUAAUAUGAUCGUUUUCAAUUGAAUAGUUUUUACCAUUAUUUCAUCUUUAACUCUAACAACACUCUACAGGCUGCGGUAAGCUAAUGCAUUCCUUCAUCGAUCAAUUCUCGAUAAAUAUCUGAAAGUGAAUAAAAUGACCUUCUCUCCCAGAUGUACUCCAUGUUCAUAUUAUAUUAUAUACCCACAUCAAAUAAAUUAAAUUUGUUUUGAAAAUAUUGUAUUGGUCUCUUGUAUUGUACAUUUUUAGAUUUCAAAGUUUUGACACCUUCCAUGUACGUUGUGUCCGUCCAUCCGUCCAUAGUUGCCAAUGCCUAUACAUAAUUACGAUUGUUGAUUUGGUUAUACGGAAAUAUUUAAUUAUUAUUCUUAAUUUAAAUACAAAGUUUAAUUUAUUGUUUAAAAUACGUUUAGAAACUGGGAACUUAAGUUCGCACGUAACUUAACUUAACUCGCUCGUAAUUCAGGCUUCCUAAUUUGUUUGUGUUUUAGCACAAGUGGGAGAUUUAAUGUCUUUUUGGGAGGCUAGAAUAGGCCAAAUAAAUAUUAUUUUAAGACAGGCUUAUUAUAUAAAAUACAAAUUUCAGGGGAAUUUUGAUGACUUUGGGGGCUAAAUCUUUCCAGCCCCAACCACUACCUAUAACUUUCUUACAAUAUUAUAUUAAUAAUUUCGCUACCCCGCGGCGCAGCAGUGGGAUUUAAGUAAGAUACGCCUGUGUAGAAAUGAAAUCCUCGUGUACAUCAUUAUAGCAUAAUAUACUAUUUGGCUUAAAAUAUUAUCGCAGUUUUUAUCGAUCAUUUUAAUAUUAUACUAGUGUAAUAUUUUAUUUUUAUUACAGGUCCUUGGAGUGAUAGUCACGGUAGACGGCGCAGGCCGCUAAUUUUCCUACCAAUCAUUGGCCAAGUGUUGACGGACAUUUUGUGUAUAUUAAACGUUUAUUUUUGGGAAUGGCCGCCCCAAAUCGCCGCGUUGUGUGAAGCUUUAACGCCCGGGUUGUUCGGUGGAUAUAAUAUGUUUUGGGUAGGUAUGUUGUCGUAUAUAUCGGACAAUUGCCCGACCGAAUUACGUACGUUGAGAUACGGAAUUAUAAAUUUCUUAUUCAACAUCAGUCGGCUGAUUGGAACAGGAUUGGCCGGGUUUUUAAACGUGCGUCUGGGAUUUUAUGGUGUGUUUAUCGUUCCCAUUAUAAUAAAUUCAACGGCCGUCAUGAUCGGUUUAGUUUUCGUGAAAGACACUUCUCAGCCGUACGAUAAAAACGUCGUGUGGCUGAAGCCGAAACGUUUUAUCAAAAAUUAUUUCAAUGUAUUUAAAAACAAACGAAGUAAAUAUACCAUCACGGUGAUAUUAUUGCUGUUAUGCCAAUCCGUACUGGUGGGUAGAAUGGCGGGUAAGUUUUAUAGUCUUUUGAUAAUCUACAGGUCGAGAUAUUUAUAAACAACAUAAUAUUAUUUACUCGACAUUAAAAUGUAUUUAUGUAUACAGGUGAAAAUAUAAUUACGUAUCUUUAUAUAAGAUAUACAUUUAAAUGGUUCGAAGUAGAAUACGGCAUUUUUAGUGCUUACAAAUUUGUGAUAAUAUCUUUGGGUAAAUAUAUUAUUUACAUACAUAAAAAUAACUGUUCAUUUUCUUUAUUUAAAAAUUAAAAAACAUCCUUGACGAUUUAUAAAGCAUACGGAGUAGAUAAAUUGCACUUUUUCUUUUUAAAAAAAUUGGCAUUGUAUUACUGCAAUAUGUCUGUAUAAAUAUUUCAAUAAUCAUUUCAAAAUCAAAAUCAGGAAGUUUUUAGUUUUACACAUUUCACAAAAACUAAUCGGAAUGUAAAACUCUUCCUAUGACUUUAAAAAGUUUGUACUCUCAACUUGUUUGACAGUAAAUUAAACAACAGAAGUGGUUUUUAGUAUUUUAGUAAUUUUACAAAUGUUCAAAAUGCUUUUUAAUGUUAAUCAGCCGAUAUGCAUCUAUUUUGAAUUGUAUUUCCUUGGAACAACAAUCAGCGUAAUGAUUUCAAAUUAUUUCUGUUUUAGAUUAAUUUAAUUAACCCUCCAAGCCAAUGUUCUGCCAUCUUUCUUCACCGCUUGCCACUUCUCUUCAUUGUCUAUUCGGAUCCACUACUUUGACGUUCUUUUUACACGGUCUUCCCAUCUGUCUCAAUCCACAUAAAUCAUCACAAAAUUUCUGUUCAAAAUAUCGAUAAUAAAAUGACAAUUUAGCAUUAAAUUUAUAAUAAUAUAGAUUUCAUAUACUAUGUUGUAUUUUAAAACUAUAUUUUUUUUAUUUUUAUACUUCGAUAAUCUGAUUUAAGGUACGUAUUUUGCUGGAACAAUAAUGAGUAUCAAUAUGAAAUUGAACGACGCGGUGAUAGGCAGUAUUGCUUGUGUUUUUGAUAUUUUUGUAGCGUUCGGUUAUGUUUUUAUCAACGAACCUUGGCAAUUAUUAAUCGGUAAAUAUACUCGAAAAUAAUCACCUAUUAUUAUCAUAUUGGAAUAUUUUGUAACUAUAUAAAAUUAUUACAUUUUAGUUGCGUCGGUUGACUUCUUUCACGGGACUGCUCUAUCUAUUUCUACUUCGUUAAUAUCUAAAAUUGUUGAUGUCGAUGAACUUGGUAAGGAUUUAUAAUUUUUAAUUUAUUUGUUUUUUUUUUUUUAAUAUAUUUUAAUUGUAAUACUAUGAUGUGUUUUUUGUUUCUUUUAGGUCGACUUAAUUCUAUUAUUCGUUUAUGUACUGCAUUACUAUCAAUUUUUAUUGUUUCGUUGUACAGUGUAACAUAUAAUUUUACCUUUGAAUACGUCCCUGGCGCCGUAUAUAUGUUAGAUGUCAUUUUAACUUUUCCAUUUUUGACAGUAUUUUUGUGAGUAAUAUUUUUAAUGCUUGAAAACCGAUUGUAAAUAUAUAUAAUCCGACCUAUAUAAAAUAUAUGUUACUUUUUGUUUAGGAUUAUUUACUACAAAUGUAGACACUUAUGGAUAAUUAAUGGCAAAUGAAACUGAUAUACAGUAUUAGGACGAAUAUAUUAAUAUACAACAUUCGGUAAAAAAACAACGAUGAACCAAUAAAUACAGCUGUGAUUAAAAUUGAUUUAAUUAGUAUUAAGUUAUUCUAACAUAACUAAUGAUUUCGUAAUAAUUUUUGUAACUUAUAUUCGAACAUUUUAGUGUAGGUUUACUUCAUUGU